AUAACACGGACACGAUAUGGUUAUAAACAUCAUACAUCGAAACUUAAACUGACUAUUUAUCACUCCAAGAGGUACCUUUGUCUUUCAGAAGACAACUAAAGAAAAUGGUCACGUCUGCAUUAGCAUUAGCACAACCGGACUAUGACAGGAAAGCGGAGCUAAGGGCGUUCGACGAAGCCAAAACCGGCGUCAAAGGACUUGUUGAUGCCGGAAUAACAGAAGUCCCUAGAAUAUUUCAUCUACCUUCACCCGAAAACCUCAACUCCGAACAACACGAGCUGACUCUUCCAACCAUUGACCUCCAAGGAAUCAAUAACAAUCCGAUACAACGAAAAGAGGUGGUCGAGAAAGUGAAGGAUGCAUUGGAGAGCUGGGGAUUCUUUCAGUUGGUGAAUCAUGGAAUCCCGAUUAAUAUAUUGGAGGACAUGAAAAAAGGAGUGAUGGAUUUUCAUGAGCAAGACACUGAGGUGAAGAAGCAGUGGUACACAAGGGAUAUGAGUGGGAAGACCAGGGUGAUCUACAACAGCAACUUUGACUUGUAUGCUGCACCGGUGACUAACUGGCGAGACACCUUCUACUGCACCAUGGCUCCUAACCCACCCGAACCACACGAGUUGCCACCGCCUUGCAGACAAAUUUUGUUGGAGUACUCAAGACAUGUGAUGAAACUUGGGGUUUGUUUAUUCGGGUUAAUAUCUGAGGCACUUGGUCUUGAUCCGAAUCAUCUUGUGGAGAUAGGAUGUGCUGAUGGGCUUGGUGUUCUUGGCCAUUACUAUCCUUCUUGUCCACAACCUGAACUAACAAUAGGAACCCCGGAGCAUGCUGACAGCGAUUUCAUCACUAUUCUUCUGCAAGAUCAUAUUGGUGGCCUCAAGAUCUUUUAUCAGUAUCAGUGGACUGAUGUUCCUCCUAUACCAGGAGCUCUUGUAGUGAACGCUGGAGAUCUUCUAUAGGCAUCUCUCUCACCCCACCCUCUCUCUCUUUUAGCAUGUCAACCUUCAAAAUCAUUUUAUUGGUCUAAAUAGCGAGUACACCCGCCCUCUGCGGCGAGUGUGGGCCGUUUUUACCAAAAAUUUAAAUGGAAAUGUUGGUGCAAUGGCACCUAAAACUAAUAUAUUAUAAAAAGGUGGCUAAAACUAACAUUUUAAAAGUAUUGAAGUGUUUGAGGAUUAAUACAAUAUAUAAUAGAUUAAUGUAUAAACUUGGUAUCUCAAAUUUGCUAUGACUGUCAUAAAGUUUUUAACACAGGUCAAGUAUGUUUAUAUUUGAAACCGGGAUUUCUUCUUAAAAGUUAAAAGCAUAGUGUGUUGGAAAUCCGAAACAUCACCCAUAACAUUUGCAGCGGAAGAAUGAUAUGCAGGCAUUGUGAUGUUUACUAGUGAUACAAGGAAUCAAAUGCAACAGUAUGCAGGGAAACCAAAACGAAAUGAAUGGACAAAUUCAGUAAUCGAAAAUGUCUUGAUAACCGGAAUGAUGGUUCCCGGCAAUAUUUAAAUGUACAUAAAUGGCGGUUAAUUUGGGCGGGUAACUGCCAUUGCAGUUUAACUUGAUUACCUAACCCGCUUAUCAUCCUAAACCGCUUAUUAUCUAAUCUAAAUAAGAGAUCAUCCUAAUUAUAAGUUAUACAUA
Helianthus annuus (common sunflower) is the source of this 1629-nucleotide messenger RNA. Its product is annotated as 1-aminocyclopropane-1-carboxylate oxidase homolog 1. NCBI's taxonomy places the organism in Eukaryota, Viridiplantae, Streptophyta, Magnoliopsida, Asterales, Asteraceae. Bases 105 to 953 code for a protein of 282 amino acids. The transcript is spliced from 2 exons. The record is from RefSeq and is a predicted model, not a curated record.